Molecule: messenger RNA, 2351 nt
Organism: Paramecium sonneborni
Lineage: Eukaryota; Ciliophora; Oligohymenophorea; Peniculida; Parameciidae
Source: the annotation of a GenBank genome assembly
AUGGAGGAUUUAGACCAAGAAGAUUACCAACAGCAACAAAAAGAGUUAAAUUAUCUUCAAAACCAAGUAUAGAUUCGUUAAUGUUUAACAAUAUUAACAAAUAAAGUAUAAUAUCUGAUUCUUAAUUCUUUAAAACUUCAAGAAAAACUACUCGACCUUAAACAGCUUUAUAAUUACCUAAUAAAGAAAUAUUAUUUGAAUUACCUUUAUAUUCAAAUGAUGAAGAAAUAAAAGAUUCUAAAAAUAAAGAUGUAUAUUAUCAUACAAAAAUGAAAUUAUUUGCUAAAAAAUAUUCAACUACAAUGCCAACUCAUAUGAGUACAUAAUAAUCAAUUAUUAAAUCUUAACCAUUAAUUUAAUCUAUUACAAAAAGAACAACUAAAACAAAUAAUUCUGUUAGUAAACCUGUAAUGGAAGUUGUAAAUUAAUAAUAAGUUUUACAGCCAACAAUUAUGAAUAUAAAUUAGCUCUUCUCCUAAAUAUAAUAAAUUAGAUAAGAACCUUAAUUAAUGUAAUGUAGUCUAGAUAAUCAUAAAACUGCCAAAAAAAUAUUACAAAUUAAUCCAGAAGAAAUUAAAACACUUUAUGAAGAAUUAGCACAUCUUGAUGUCAAAUUUAUGAAAAUGACAGCUGAUACUGAAGCUUUCAUUCAUAAUCUCUAUGCUGAUAAAAACAAAUUCUUAAAAAUUAAAGAAAAUGUAUUAACAGAACAUUAAUUAAUAUUUCUAAUUGAUUAAUUAAAAAUUAAAAGAGAAUUAUUAGAAUAAGGUUAACCAUUUGAUAGUAUAAAUUUUGAUGAAAUUGAUAAAAUUGUAUCAAAACUUAUUUUUUUUGAAAGAUUCACUAAAUCUACAAGAAUUAAUCUUGUAAAGCUUGGUUAAUAUAUUGAAGUACCUCCAGGUGAAUAUGUAUUUCAUUAAGGUGAUUUUGGAGAUAAUCUAUUUGUUAUUUUAUCAGGAAGUGUUGUUGUUAAAAUUGAGAAGAAAUUUAAUCGAUUUGGACCUGUAAUUGAAUAAGUUGUAUCAUCUCUCUAUGAUGGUUAACAUUUUGGAGAACUUGCUAUGAUGGAAACUACAUAAAAAGGUGCUGAAGAAGUUCUUGAAGAAAAGUUAGAAAAUAUAAAUGUUAAAUCACUUAAAGAAGUUAAAGAGUAGCUUAUUAAAUAAUAAUUAUAAGAUUUAGGAUAAUAAGAUGAAGCAUUAUAAAAAUAAAAAAUUAAAGAAUUAUAAAAAUAAAAUACGAAUAUUAUUAAUCUUGUUAAAACAGAUAAUGUUAAGGAAAAACAUUACGUUAUGAAUUUAGCUAAUGAUGACGAGGAUGGAUUAUCCAAAUCUAAUAAUAUACAGUAUAAAAAGGUUGAUAAAACUUAAUAAAGAAAAGCAUCUAUUUAAGCUAGUGAAACAUGUCAUCUAUUGGCUAUCAGCAGAGAAAAUUUCAAAAAUAUUCUUAUGGUUUUGAUGUAGGAUGAAUUAGAAUAAAAAAUUAAAAUGCUAAAAUCAUUAAGAUUCUUUAAAUAAAUUCAACCUUUUGUAUUAAUACCAUUAGCAAACUAGUUAAUACCUUAAAGAUUUCAUCUCGAUGAAGUUUUGGUUAAAGAAGGGGAUUUACUAGAAUAUAUGUAUAUAUUAUAUAAAGGAUCAUGUAAUGUUAUAAGAACAAUUAAUACAGAAAGAAUUAAAUUACCAGAUCACUUACGUUAAAAGUAAAACAGAAAAUCAUACAGAUAUUUCUAAGAACAUCCUAUCAAAAUUACUAAUAAUGUACCUGAAGAUUACUUAUCUUGUUUGACACAAGAUGGAGAUAUCACCUAUAAAAUACCUGAUUAUGCUGUCUGCAAUAGUAAUAAUGGAUAUAUUCAAUAUUAAAAGAGUUAUAUUUAUAAAAAAUUGUAUCCUGGAGAUAUUUUAUUUGGAAGAGUCUUAACAGGAUUGAGAUUAGAGGGCGAUAAAGGCAUAGAUAGAGCAAGAAUGACUAUUGUAAGUUCUUCUAGUAUUACAAUUGUGUACAAAAUUAGUUUAAAACUUUUACAAUUUUGCCCUGAAUUUUUAAUUGAACAUUUGACCAAUCAACUUCUUAUUUACAAAGAAAUCGAUCUUAUUGAACCAUCUGAAUUAAAUUAAGAAAUUAAGCUUAUCUUUACCAAAAACUAAAAAACAGCUAAAGAUUAAGCUUAAUUACUCUCUGAAAUCGAAGAAAAAUAAAGAAAACUAGACUUACAAGAAUAUUAUAAAAGAAAUAAACUAAGAAAACCCUAAAAUGAAAAAAAAUAGGAUCAAAGAAAUUCAGAAUGGGAAUAAUUUAAAGAAGAAGUCUUAAUUCAAUAAUUGUUGUAUAAUAAAGUCUCAAACUGA